This is a messenger RNA of Paramacrobiotus metropolitanus, 4289 nucleotides long. Its product is annotated as pyruvate carboxylase, mitochondrial-like. Gene Ontology annotation, biological process: pyruvate metabolic process; gluconeogenesis. Lineage: Eukaryota; Metazoa; Tardigrada; Eutardigrada; Parachela; Macrobiotidae. Bases 303 to 3935 code for a protein of 1210 amino acids. Gene Ontology annotation, molecular function: metal ion binding; pyruvate carboxylase activity; ATP binding. Gene Ontology annotation, cellular component: cytoplasm. The record is from RefSeq and is a predicted model, not a curated record. The transcript is spliced from 12 exons.
AUCGCUUCCAGCUGUGCGACGUUUCGUGCAGUUGCACAACCAGCAAUAAACUGAAAGCUUAAAAAUUAUUGUAUAGAUAUUUUCUGCGUUCUUUCUCUUUAUUAUCAUCAAGAUCGUAAAAAUCGCUAAGCAAAUUUUCCUUUUUACUGCUCCUGUGUGCACCACAUGGUUGAUUUUCUUAACGUCUUCCCAGGUGUUGGCUUGCAAAGCCGGAAUGAGGUAAAUUGUUGAUCCCUGGACCCUGGAAUUGAUUAUUUGACCCUGAUCGUCCUUGGCAGCCGUGCAGUUGAUCUCCAGCGGAAAUGGUCACCCAGCUGGUGUCUCGAACGGGGUUGACAGCGUAUUCCACGGUUGCAUCGCGACUGCUGCUCCUGCAGCGCAGUGGCAUCAAUCCUAGCGCGUCCCGACGUUGCAUUGCCAGCAAAAACGUUGAUCCGUCCUGCAAAGAUGGCAAGGAGCAGCAGACGGAACGUCGAAGUCCCAGUAAGCAGUCCAUUAAAAGCGUUCUGGUGGCCAAUCGAGGGGAGAUCGCCGUCCGAAUUUUUCGAGCAUGCACAGAACUGGGCAUACGCUCUGUGGCUGUAUACUCCGAGCAAGACAGAAUGCAGAUGCAUCGUCAAAAAGCCGAUGAGUCUUACCUGAUCGGAAAGGGUCUGGCCCCUGUGGCCGCAUACUUAAACAUUCCGGAAUUAGUGCGAAUCGCCAAAGAAAAUGACGUGGACGCUAUCCAUCCUGGCUACGGUUUCUUGUCCGAGCGAACGGAGUUUGCGAAAGCUUGCGAAGAAAACGGAAUCAUUUUCAUUGGUCCCACACCGGAUGUUAUGGAACGCAUGGGAGACAAAGUAGCGGCGCGUAAAUCGGCAAUUAGCGCUGGAUUGCAUGUUAUCCCGGGUACGGAAACCCCGAUCGAGAAUGCCGACGCUGCAGUGCAGUUCGUGGAGCAGCAUGGUUUGCCGAUUAUCCUCAAAGCGGCAUACGGAGGCGGUGGUCGCGGGAUGCGAGUCGUUCGGGAUAUGAAAAAUGUCAAAGAAAAUUUUGAAAGGGCUCAAUCAGAAGCCAAGGCAGCUUUUGGCAAUGGAGCCAUAUUCAUUGAGAAGUAUAUUGAAAAGCCUCGGCAUAUUGAAGUGCAGAUUAUGGGAGACAAUUACGGCGAUGUGGUUCAUCUUCACGAAAGAGAUUGCUCCGUUCAGCGGCGUCAUCAGAAGAUCAUCGAAUUGGCACCGGCUGUUUAUCUGGACAAGAAGAUCCGCGAUCAGAUGCACAACAGCGCGGUUACUCUGGCCCGGCAUGUUGGAUACCGCAAUGCUGGAACAGUGGAGUUUUUAUUGGCUCCCGAUGGAAAGUACUACUUUAUCGAAGUUAAUGCUCGCCUGCAAGUGGAACACACAGUCACGGAAGAGGUCACCGGUGUGGAUCUGGUGCAAACACAGAUUAAAGUUGCUGAAGGGAACACACUGUCGGAGUUGGGACUGAAGCAGGAGAAUAUAAAAGCAUCGGGCGUUGCCAUACAAUGCCGUGUUACCGCCGAAGAUCCCGCAAAAAGCUUUCAACCAGACACUGGGAGGAUUGAAGUUUUUCGAAGUGGAGAAGGUUUUGGAAUUCGUUUGGAUGGUGCUUCAGCUUUCGCAGGAGCUGUUAUAUCGCCUUACUACGAUUCCCUCUUGGUUAAGGUCAUUGCAAAAUCAAGCAAUCUUCCAUCUGCGGAAGCAAAAAUGUCUCGUGCUCUGCGAGAGUUCCGAGUUCGAGGCGUGAAAACAAACAUUCCGUUUUUGCUCAAUGUUUUGAACCACGAGCGUUUCUUGAACGGCUCUCUGGACACAUCCUUUAUUGACGAACACCCGGAACUUUUCCAGUUAGAAACGGGACAAAAUCGUGCCAGCAAAUUGGUCCAUUAUCUUGCCAAUGUUAUGGUUAAUGGACCUAUGACACCUUUCGGCAACAAAACCCUUCUCCCGGCCUCCAUUACCCCGACUGUUCCGGCUUACGAUCCCUCCGCACAGCCUCCAAAUGGAUGGCGCAAUGUUUUGCAGAAGGAAGGUCCUCGCGGUCUAGCGAAAAAGAUACGCGCUCAUAAGCCGUUGCUAAUUACGGACACUACGUUGCGCGAUGCUCAUCAGAGUCUUCUGGCCACAAGAGUUCGGACAUACGACAUGAAGAAAAUCGCUCCCUUCGUCUCCCAUCAUAUGCCACAGCUUUUCAGUAUGGAAAACUGGGGCGGCGCUACCUUCGAUGUGGCUAUGCGCUUCCUUUACGAAUGCCCAUGGGAACGCCUCCGAAAUCUCAGUGCCGCCACACCAAAUGUUUUGACUCAGUGUCUGGUGCGUGGAGCCAACGGGGUGGGCUACACUUCCUAUCCGGAUAACGCUAUUUUCAAAUUUUGCGAAAUUGCUCAUAAAAACGGCAUGGAUAUCUUCCGCGUGUUUGAUGCGUUGAAUUAUAUGCCGAAUUUGGCCAUGGGUAUCGAAGCUGCCGGUGCUAGUGGAGCCGUGGUGGAGGGAGCCAUUGCGUACAGCGGUGAUAUCAGCGAUCCGAGCAAGACGAAAUAUACGCUGCCUUACUAUAUGGAUUUAGCAGAUCAGUUGGUUAAAACAGGCAUCCAUAUUUUGUGUAUCAAGGAUAUGGCGGGAUUACUGAAGCCCGCUGCCGCGAAAACUCUUAUUUCUGCGCUCCGGGAUCGUUAUCCAGAAAUUCCCAUCCACAUUCACACUCACGACACUGCUGGAGCUGGAGUUGCCACUCUAUUGGCUUGCUCUGAAGCCGGAGCGGAUAUCGUGGAUGUGGCGGUGGAUUCCAUGUCCGGCAUGACAUCGCAGGCCAGUAUGGGGGCCGUUGUUGCCUGUCUGCAGAGCAGCCCGCGCGAUACCGGCAUUGAUCUGCAACGUGUCCAUGAAUAUUCUGCCUUCUGGGAACAAACCCGUACCCUGUAUGCUCCGUUCGAAUGCGCGGUGACCAUGAAAACCGGCAACUCGGAUGUGUACGACAACGAGAUACCAGGUGGACAGUACACCAAUCUGCAGUUCCAGGCCUUCAGUUUGGGAUUGGGUGACCAAUUUGAGCAGGUCAAGAAGGCCUAUCGAGAGGCGAAUUUAUUACUGGGUGAUAUCAUAAAAGUCACACCAACGUCGAAGACAGUUGGAGAUUUGGCGCAGUUUAUGGUGCAGAAUAAGCUGGACACCGAUUCCGUUAUGGAAAGGGCUGGUGAUCUGUCUUUCCCCAGCUCGGUGGUGGAGUAUUUCCAGGGAUACCUUGGUGAACCGCCUGGCGGAUUUCCGGAACCACUGCGCAGCAAAGUGGUCAAAGACUUGCCCAAGGUGAAAGGUCGCCCGGGAGAAUCCAUGAAACCUUUGGAUUUCGGCAAAAUGUACAAGGAUUUAUCUGAGAAAUUCGGUUCUCAAAUUGACGAGGAAACGGAUGUGAUGUCCGCUGCAAUGUAUCCAAAAGUAGCGGAAGAAUACUUCGCCUUCCGCAACGAAUAUGGUCCCGUGGACUGCUUGUCGACUAAGAUUUUCCUUAUCGGUCCAAAAGUUGGCGAAGAAUUUGAAGUGGAGAUUGAACGUGGCAAAACUCUACAGAUCAAAGUAUUGGCGAUCAGUGACUUGACAGCGAAAGGAGAACGAGAAGUGUUUUUUGAGCUGAACGGCCAAUUCCGGUCAGUAUUCAUUCCGGAUACGAAGGCACGUAAGACCAUCAACAUUCACCCUAAAGCACAGAAAGGCAAGCGUGAACAAGUGGGCAGUCCAAUGUUGGGCACGAUUCUGGAAAUCCCGGUCAAAGAAGGCGAUGUUGUGGAGAAAGGUCAACCGGUGGCUGUUCUUAGUGCCAUGAAGAUGGAGAUGGUGGUUCAGGCGCCAUAUGCGGCUACGGUCAAGAAGGUCCAUGUUGCGGCCGGUACGAAAGUGGAAGCCGAUGAUUUGUUAGUAGAACUUAGUGAAUGAAAUGCAUGCAUGCUGCGUGACUUAAGCCGUUAAAAUUUGACUUGCUGUAUAAUAUGGAAAAAGGGUUUUGGGCAACGUAAAGCACUUAUCAAGUGUUUAGUAUCAUAAUAAUGCUGGUUUUAUAGUGUCGGACUUACGGUGUUUAUAGAGUAGCGUCUUGCAGCAUUCUCUUGUUGAAUAAUGCGUGCCGUCGGGCUUUGUGUUUUGCUGCUCAAAUGUUGCAAUAUUAUUCUUUGGAUUUUAUUCGUAAUAUUGCUGCUAUAGGAUUUAUUUAUUGUAUGUGUUGGGUUUUGUCAUGUUUUGUCACUGGUUUCGGUUUGUAAUCUAUGGAAUAAAACUAUGGGGGUUUUUGAA